This is a messenger RNA of Lymnaea stagnalis (great pond snail), 661 nucleotides long. Lineage: Eukaryota; Metazoa; Mollusca; Gastropoda; Lymnaeidae. The record is from the annotation of a GenBank genome assembly.
AGAGAACUAUUCAAAAUCCAGAAAGUCUUCAACCAGAAGGUCAAGAAGAUGCAGAUGGAGAUGGAGGAGAUGGACAGGGAGAAGAAGAAGAAGAAGAGGCUGCAGGACGAAGAUGGGGAGGAAGCCACCCCGGAGGUGGAAGAGGAGACUCUGAGGAUACCCGAGGCUGUGAACAUCAUCAAUACCUCCAUGGAGUCGAUCAAACAGUUCAAGGUAUCAGUUCUGUUGGACAAACCAAACAUUUUACAGUUAUAUUAACAAUAUUUUUAAUUUUUUUUUAAAAAUAUUUUUAUCUAGGAGCUAGUUUAUUUGUUAUUUGUUUGUUUAUUUUUUGGGAGAUGUGGGAGGUAGUGGAACUACAGGAGGAGGUAAAAGUUUUAUCUAUGCUAAAUUAAAAAAAAAAAAACUCUUUUAAAUAAUGCCUUUUAAGUUGAUCUAUGUUAAUUUGUUAAUCUUUGCCUUUUGCAAGAACUUACUAAUUCACUCUUAUGAAGCACAUAUGAUAUUUUUUUUUGGUUACAUUCAGAUUUUCCCCUCCUUGUUUGUCAUUUAACAGGAAGUGAUCCCCGUUAUUGCCAUCAUGUGCAAUCCUGGCAUACGCAAGCGUCACUGGGACAAAAUGAAUGAGAUUGCUGGCUUCAACCUAACACCGGACACAGGG